UGCUUCGUUUCAGUUGAAUGUCGAAUCUCGGCCCGUAUAGACACAAUGGACAACUCGCUUUGAGCGCUGUCUCGAUUUAAAUUUAUACAUUUAAAGUACAAAAAAAGUAUUCCACGGUACUGAAUGUGAUAGUUGGCUUUGUAAUUGUAGGCGAUAUAGCAGCAGCAACAACAAAAGCAAAUACAGAGCGUAGGAGAUAACAGAAAACGUGUUAUUGUGUUUUUCCGUUCGUGUUCACGGAAAAUCAAUAGUGAUUGUGAAAGCGCAUUAUUUACACGAUUAACAAAUCGUCAAAUCUCAACGCAACGGAAAUUUUCCAGUGCAAACUUGAGUUUUUCAAGAAAAAGAGAAAAGCCGUCAAGUUGCAGAACGCAGACCUUCUCCACGGCUUCGGACCUCUGCGGUUACCUUCACUUACUGCAACGAUAGCAGCAGCAUAACUCCAAUCACUUGGGCCCCAGCUUUACUUACCGACUGGGAAUGGAAUGAAAUGGCCUGGCCUGGCUGACUUGGCUUGCGUUGGUUUGGCUGGGCUUAUUCCAAUCAGAAAACUCGAAAGGCAGCUCCAACCUCGAUGGCACUCCAAGCCAGUUUGAUUUUCUGUGGCUGAGUUUUGUAGAAAACUUGCCCGACUGCAUUCCAUUGGAGUUUCGACUUCAGAGGAAAGGAGCCAGAGAAGAAAUUAAGAGUCAGGCAAACAAAGGAGCUAACAACCAGAACACAAAAUGGCAUCUGUUGUAGCUGAUCUUCCGUCUUAUGGACCUAUCGCUUUUGAUCAGGUGGAUAACAACACGAACGCGACCCAGCUAUUCAAAAAUAAUAUAAACAAAACCAGAAUGAACGAUUUAAACCGCGAGGAGACGCGAUUAAAGACCUUCACCGACUGGCCGCUGGACUGGCUGGAUAAACGCCAAUUGGCCCAAACCGGCAUGUACUUCACACACGCCGGCGACAAAGUUAAAUGCUUUUUCUGCGGCGUGGAAAUCGGUUGCUGGGAGCAGGAGGAUCAGCCCGUGCCGGAACAUCAGCGAUGGUCGCCCAACUGUCCACUGUUGCGCCGGCGCACUACCAACAAUGUGCCGAUCAAUGCCGAAGCAUUAGAUCGCAUCCUGCCGCCAAUAAGCUACGAUAUCUGCGGCGCCAACGACUCGACGCUGGAGAUGAGGGAGCAUGCCUACGCAGAAGGCGUCAUACCCAUGUCGCAGCUAAUUCAGUCGAUUGGCAUGAAUGCAGUAAAUGCGGCAGGCAGUGUAACUGGAACCGCAGCCCCGCAGCCGAGGGUAACGGUCGCCACCCAUGCGUCGACGGCGACACAGGCCACUGGCGAUGUCCAGCCGGAGACGUGUCGUCCUUCAGCCGCCAGUGGCAAUUAUUUUCCCCAGUAUCCCGAAUACGCCAUCGAGACGGCACGCCUGCGCACCUUCGAGGCUUGGCCGAGGAACCUGAAACAGAAGCCCCACCAGCUGGCCGAGGCGGGUUUCUUCUAUACAGGCGUUGGGGAUCGCGUCCGCUGCUUCAGUUGCGGCGGUGGUCUCAUGGAUUGGAACGACAACGACGAGCCCUGGGAACAGCACGCUCUCUGGCUAAGUCAGUGCCGAUUCGUCAAGCUGAUGAAGGGUCAGCUCUAUAUCGAUACGGUGGCCGCCAAACCAGUGCUGGCCGAGGAGAAGGAGGAGAGCUCUUCGAUUGGAGGGGUCGCGGUGGCCAGCACACAGGCUUCAGAGGAAGAGCAGCAGACAUCACUCUCAUCGGAGGAGGCCGUUUCGGGGGAUGUGGCUCCGUCCGUAGCUCCCACGGCAGCCACACGCAUCUUCAACAAGAUCGUCGAGGCGACAGCGGUGGCUACUCCCUCGACAAACAGCAGCGGCUCCACCUCCAUACCCGAGGAAAAGUUGUGCAAGAUCUGCUACGGCGCCGAGUACAAUACGGCAUUCCUGCCAUGCGGUCAUGUGGUGGCCUGCGCCAAGUGCGCCUCCUCUGUGACAAAGUGUCCGCUGUGCCGGAAGCCCUUCACCGAUGUGAUGCGCGUAUAUUUUUCUUAAUAACCCCAAUGCGCACCCAAGUCCUCAAAUUCAAAAUAAACAUGUCUAAAAAGAAAAUGUGGGCGGAAUGUGUUAAUUAUAAGCGUAGAAAAAAAUCGUGGUUCAACAGGCGAUCGCAACGGCCAGCUGUGGGGAUGCCCGGCAGCUGGCCGUUGGACUUUAGAAGAUCACAAAGCCUGCCAGUUAUCGUAAGCCUACAUUGUAAUAUUAGUUUAGUACAGCACUUCUAUGCGUUAUUUAUAAUAAAACUAAUAUAUUACCG
This is a messenger RNA of Drosophila melanogaster (fruit fly), 2304 nucleotides long. RefSeq names its product Death-associated inhibitor of apoptosis 1 (gene Diap1). Bases 726 to 2042 code for a protein of 438 amino acids. Lineage: Eukaryota; Metazoa; Arthropoda; Insecta; Diptera; Drosophilidae. Gene Ontology annotation, molecular function: catalytic activity, acting on a protein; aminoacyltransferase activity; metal ion binding. Gene Ontology annotation, biological process: chaeta development; protein K48-linked ubiquitination. The transcript has 3 exons. Gene Ontology annotation, cellular component: perinuclear region of cytoplasm; cytosol. The record is from RefSeq and is marked reviewed.